AUCCAAAGUUCUUGGUCAAGCGAGUCGUCCUCAAUCACGAGGUCAUCAAUCUCUUGGGAUACUAGUCUGAGCGCGGGCUCAGAGCCCAUGCUUCGAGAUGGCGUCGUCAUUGGCAGAAUGGAAAUACUCCCUCUGCCAGACGGAACACGGGGGCUAUUAUAGGUUGUCUCAUCCCUGUACCGGAAUGAGAAGUCUCACCGAGACCAUCGGAUGCAAACUAAGUAGGAAGGACUGUGUCAGCGCUGUGUCACUCCAAAUCUGGUUUCGGCAUCAGAUGUCUAAGAUUGGUUCAGUCGAAAACACGUUCGCAAACCUUGUGGGCUGGAUAAAUGCUACAUCGAGCGCUAAGAAAUUUCCCAAUUUCUCAUUCCGCUGAUAACUAUGAACUCCUCGGGGCGACGCAGCGGACAUCUCGACAUAUUGGACAGCACGCAGGUUGAGCAUGAAAGUCCUCUUGAGUCUCUUGCUCGAUAUGUUAUAGAAGAUCGGGCGCCUCCAGGAAUGGAGUACUAUGGCGAUCGAGAGUCAUCUUUGCCCAUGAGCUCGAUCUCAUAUGCUCCCCGUCGACUGCGCAGUGGCUCUAUGGAUACCUUGGCAGCCGGAAUCCCUCAACUCAGGCGGCGCUCCAACUCCCUUCCAAUGAAUAACGGACCUUCCUUGACGCACGUCCGCCUCAGUCGAGUACCGCUCCGGCCUUCUGAGGACCUUCCGCCAUCUUCUCGACGGAAAUCUUCCGCUUUCUCCAACGUUAACUUGGCUCCAGAAGAUAAUGAAAAGGUGGACGACCCAUGGCUUGUUUCCUCCGGCCGCCCCCAAACAGCCAAGGAACAGUCUUGGUUUCGCCGAGUCCUUUACCGUCUGCGACAUCUGUUGGACGAGCCUGGCAGUGACACUGUCUUGCGCCGUGCAGGAAUCGACGAAAGCAGGGGAGGGUUGGACUUCUACCAGCCACCUAUCGAGAUUCCUUAUUAUCACACUGCUCGCUAUCAUAUUUCUUCCCCUCACAAGCGACGGAUUUUUAUCACCGAACUUGCUUACGCCUUAAUGCAGUUCGGGUCCCCUGUUCACAAGAUCGAGGAGCAUUUGAUUACGGCCGCACGGUUCUUGGACGUCCCUGCACGCUUCGUCAUUUUGGACACAUCAGUGAUGUGCGUUUUUGGCGAGUCUGACGGCUCUUCGUCUCAGACGCAGUACGUCGAUCAAGCCCCGGGACUAUCGUUGAGCAAAUUACGAGACACGCACCUUGUCUUCUUCGAUGUCAUUCACGACAGAAUCAGUGCGGGGGAAGGUAUUCGUCGAUUGAGGGUUCUAAGAUCCAUGGGCCCUCCGUAUGGAAAUGCUAUGCUUCUUGUUUUCGCUUUCCUUGCCGGGUUCAGUAUUUGCCCUAUCGGAUUUGGCGGCAGUUGGGCCGAUGCCCUCAUUGCUGGUGCACUGAGCUGUGCGCUCAAGGCCUUGCAGAUUUGGUACUUUCAACGUGAGAUAUUCAUCGGCAUAUUCGAGAUGACUAUUUGUAUAUUGAACUCGCUUGCGGCGCGGUUGUUGAAUUCUAUCCGUGGACAUAUUUUCUGUUAUUCUGCGAUCUCUUCCUCCGGAGUAGUUCUAAUCUUGCCCGGUUUUGUUGUCUUCUUGGGGUCGCUCGAGUUGGCGUCGAAAAAUAUCCUCACUGGAGCGGCGAAAAUUGUUUAUGCAAUCGUCUAUUCGUUAUCUCUGGGCUUCUGUCUUACUUUGGGAUCUGACAUUGCGUUCGUAUUGGAACCAAAUUUCCGUCAAGCCAGGGGAGCCAUGGCACGCGAUCUCGAACGAGUAGUUGUCCUCUCUGGCACCUUUACUCCCAUGAAUGGCACCAACACAACUGCCAUCGAAAAAAUCUUCUCCUUCACUCAAUCUUUCUUGCCCACCGAACCCAUAGAUAAGUACCACUAUGUGCUUGAAGGUUGCUACCGCGAUCCUUCGUGGCCCGUUAUCCUCCAGCCCCCACCGUGGGAAUUUGUCUUCCUCCUCGUUCCGCUCUUCGUUUUCACCUUGACAAGCUUGAAUGGGUCACACUGGAGGAGUUUUAGUUGCUGGAUACAGGUUCUCUUCGGGUGCGCAAGCUUUGCCGCCAAGAAAGUGGGUGACAUCUAUAUCUUCGACCGAGGCGACAUUGUCAGUGCGAUGGGUGCUACUGCAGUCGGUAUUCUGGGCACAAUUUAUGGACAUUGGCGUCCCAGCGAUGCCUUGUCCUCUAUGAUACCUGGUGUCCUUGUGCUCCUUCCCUCCGGGCUCUCCGUUGUCGGUGGAUUAAGCCAGAACUAUCAUAAUCCCAGCGGCUCAAUUUCGACUUGGCUAAGCACGGGCCUUCGAAUGCUUCAAGUCACUAUUGGCAUCACUGUCGGACUUUUUGCGUCUCAGGUCGCAGUAAUUGCGUUCAUGGGUAUCGUGUUGCAUGACACUAGCAAGUCAUUAGCAUUCUAGUCUUUCGUAGGUAUGGAUUGUCAGCGUUUGUGCCGGCCGAAGAUCUAGAUGCAAAGCGCAUGGUUAGAUUGGAUUGGUUCUGACUUCAUUGACAGUGAGAAUGGACGUCCCAUUUACCUAGACAGCUCUUUUGUGCUUCAAAUGCCAUCCACCCGUAUACUUAUAUAGCGAGCCACAGACACCAGUUGCAGUUGCAGUCAGGUAGAAUUUCACCACAAAUUAUUAGAGAAAGUCGACGUCCCACAGUAGUGGCGCACGGACUUGCCAGCCGCCAAAGAUUGUCCAUCAUUCCCUAU
Molecule: messenger RNA, 2750 nt
Organism: Cantharellus anzutake
Lineage: Eukaryota; Fungi; Basidiomycota; Agaricomycetes; Cantharellales; Hydnaceae
Exons: 8
Coding region: 382-2454 (690 amino acids)
Biological process (GO): transmembrane transport
Molecular function (GO): transmembrane transporter activity
Source: RefSeq, a predicted model, not a curated record